Octopus sinensis (East Asian common octopus) is the source of this 1372-nucleotide messenger RNA. Its product is annotated as ubiquitin-like protein 3. Gene Ontology annotation, molecular function: protein binding. The coding region runs from base 608 to 973 and encodes 121 amino acids. The record is from RefSeq and is a predicted model, not a curated record. The transcript has 5 exons. Lineage: Eukaryota; Metazoa; Mollusca; Cephalopoda; Octopoda; Octopodidae.
CCCUUUACUCUCUUUCUCUUUCUCUCUCUCUUACCACCACCUCCACUAGACGCCAUAAUAACCAAACACCGAGUUAUGGAGAAACACCACUGAAGAAAGGUUGACCUAAUGUCGGGUUGUUUUUUUUUGCCUGCCAGUGUUUCUUUCGUCGUUAAAAAAAAAACUAAGAAAAAAAAGAACACACCACGCCGUGUUUCAGUGUCUUAAUGGGUAUCAGUCUGUUUUAAAAUGCCGGAAAGCCGUCGAUGCAGUUGAAAAUUAUUCGACUUCGUCGUCUGAGUUUGUCCUAAAAAAGAAAAAAAAAAAGAAACACACACACACACACACACACCAAGAAAAAGGCCAAAACCCCCUGAAGAAGAAAACACCACCAACAACAACAACAAAAGGCCAAACAACACAAAAACAAAACAGAAAGAAAGAGAGAGAGAGAGAGAGAAAGAAAGAAAGAAAUAGAGAGAGAGAGAGUGAGAGAGAGAAAGCUCUAAAGAAAAAAGAAAAAGAAAGAAAACAAGAAGCUUAUAAUACCGAGUCUCUUCCCCCCCCCCAGAUUUUUUGUUUAAGUCUUUAUAAAACUACGUAGGAGCAAAGACAAGUAAAGCAGGAUAUGGGGACCAAAGGCCCUAUUCCUCGCGAUAAGAUCACAAUACGACUAAUAUUAGUCAGUGGGAAAACAAAAGAGUUUAUAUUUUCUCCUAAUGAUUCAGCUGCUGACAUUACAGAAUAUGUUUAUAGUAAUUGGCCAGAAGAUUGGGCAGAUGAGGCUUUGCCAUCUACAAAUAUUUUGAGGUUGAUUUACCAAGGACGGUUUCUUCAUGGAAAUGUAACCCUUGGAGCUCUUCAGCUCCCACUUGGGAAGACUGUGAUGCAUCUAGUAGCAAGAGAAAACUUACCUGAACCAAAUAACCAGGGACAAUUGAAAAAGGAUAAAAAUGGAGAAAGUGCAUGUAGUAACUGUUGUAUUAUACUUUGACCAAACCAUAUUGGUUGGUAAAAAAACUGGAAAAAUGAAAAAAGUCAUCAUUGACUUAUUAGCACCAGCUUGGUUAGUCAGGGACUGGGGAUGAUAUUCAUUUUUCUUAUUGGAAUACACUAUCACCAUACACCAGAAAUCAAAAAGCAAGGAACUGCAUGAAGAAACAUUUAAAUUGUGAAAGCAAGCAUAUCUGAUGACUGAGAAUACUUUAGUUAUUCAAAUUCUUCGUUCUCCCGAACUUGUGACUCUUAUGAACACAUUCUUUCCAAGACAAAAAAAAAAAACAAAAACAAAAGAAAAGGAUUUAGUUUUCUGUGAAGAACCAGCAUUGAUGUAUUUGUAUCGCCUCAUGAUAGAAGGGCAUGAUGGAAAUACGGGAAGUGUGGUGACUGAGAA